Kogia breviceps (pygmy sperm whale) is the source of this 428-nucleotide messenger RNA. The record is from RefSeq and is a predicted model, not a curated record. Lineage: Eukaryota; Metazoa; Chordata; Mammalia; Artiodactyla; Physeteridae.
AUGGCGGAGCUGCAGCAGCGCCGGGUGCAGGAGGCGGUGGACUCUAUGGUGAAGAGUCUGGAGAGAGAGAACAUACGGAAGAUGCAGGGCCUCAUGUUCUGGUGCAGCGCCGGCUGUUGUGAGGACAGCCAGGCGUCCAUGCGGCAAAUGCACCAGUGCAUUGAGCGCUGUCAUGCACCUCUGGUUCAAGCCCAGGCCCUGGUGACCAACGAGUUGGAGAAGUUCCAGGACCGCCUGGCCCAGUGCACUAUGCUUUGGAAUGACAAAGCCAAAGAUUCAAUUAAUGCAGGGAGUAAAGAGUUUCAGGUGAAGUGGCAGCUGGACAGUUGCGUGACCACGUGUGUGGAUGACCACACGAACCUCAUCCCAAUCAUGACCAAGAAGAUGAAGGAGCCUCUCUCGUCCAUUGGCAAAUAGAUGUCUGCUAU